This is a messenger RNA of Scophthalmus maximus (turbot), 4890 nucleotides long. RefSeq names its product ankyrin repeat domain-containing protein 33B-like. The transcript is spliced from 5 exons. The record is from RefSeq and is a predicted model, not a curated record. The coding region runs from base 2502 to 4073 and encodes 523 amino acids. Lineage: Eukaryota; Metazoa; Chordata; Actinopteri; Pleuronectiformes; Scophthalmidae. Gene Ontology annotation, molecular function: protein binding.
AUGACUGGGUGCUGAUUUUAUUCUUUUCUUUUCUCAUUUCUUGCUUUUUGCCAAUUCCCUGCCACUUUCUGAAUCAAAUCAUGAGCUCAUUUUGUCUCCACACUGGUCAUUGUUCACUGCAUUAUGUGUUGUUAUUGUUUUGUUGUUGUUGUUUUUUUUGUAGUUUUAUUUAGUGUGUCAGCAAAAACAAUUUGACCAGCUGGCAAAUUUUGUGGAGGUCCCCCUUUUGCAGCCCAAAACAGCUUUGACUCGUCGGGGAAUGCACACAGGACCCUCCAGGGUGUUGGGACAUUGCUAGCAGAUGCUUUGGGUCCUGUGGGUUUUGUGGCUGCGGGGGCCUCCAUGGAUCUGGCUUCUUCUCGUAUUCCUACAUGCUACAUUGGAUUGGGAUCAGUUCGGAGGCCGGGUCAAAACAAAAAAAUUAAAAAGAAUGUAAGAAAACAUUCCCAAUAAUUCAUGUUGACCUUGACAAAGGGCACAUGUUAAACAUCUUUGUCCCACUGUAAUUGCGAUUUCCCUCGUGAUUGAGGGGAAGAACUGGAUGACGGCAGAUCUUCCUGUCGCUUGCUCAGUGACGUCAGGUUUAUCGGGGGAGCUCUUUAAACUAUUGAUUCUGAGCCUGGCUGUCAUGCACAGCUCUUAAAGAGGCCCAGAUGCGACGUCUCUGGAGUGCCUGUGUCAGCUCCUCAGGAUUAUCGGCAAAGAAUCUGGAGGUCAUCGCGGCAAAGUGGGCCAUGGACUUUGAUAGAGUGGAUUGGCAUCAGAGAGGAAGGGUCUCUCUCGUGCUGAGGGACAGAGUGGACUUGAGACAGGGGAACCGGUUAGGGGACCUGGCUAAAUGCCAAGAGCAAUGUUUCUCAGGCCAAGGAUGCAGCCUCAGGCUCUGCCGCCCAGUCCAAGUCCACUGUGGAAGAAAAGUAACAGCUGACUCUGGACAAGAGAGAGCAGAGUGACCGCCAGAUACAGCUGAUAAUAAAGAAUAGAACAUGAAGAAAGAAAAAAAGCCUCUCGUUAAAGCCUCCCUUACAGAGGAGCACAUGGAGACCUUGUCUGGAGCCAUGUGCCUGAUCUGCGUGGCAGAAUGAACGAGCCCCUUGUCCUCCAUGGGUUUGCCAGGUCUGCCGUGGACCUGACGUCAGAGUGCGGCAGCGACACUCGGACAAAGAUGGGCCAGGUCCCGUCUGGAAAUACACCCGUCAGGAGUCCUCCCAGCAGAGCAGAGCUUAUCUUGGAGGCUGCAGUCUACACUGCGGCACACAUGCCUCACAUCUGACUCUGGGAAUCUCCGUGGCUGACUCAUCUUUGUUGACCUGGACUGGACCACAAGGGGACUUGGGACUCAACGUGGUCCAGGGUGAUCCCAGUCCUUCCACUGGACCCGGUACACGAAUUACGUCACACGGGUGAGAAAUCCAAUUUAAGGCGGCAGUGUUAAGUGCGACAGAGGAUAAAGGCAGAGGGGGGGAUUUACCUGUUGCACUAAUGACAUUGAUUGUCCUAAUAAGGAUAUGACUGUUAGAAAGCUACCGAAGGAAACAUUUGCAUUAAGGUUCUUUUGUCUAUCUAUUCUGUGUGUUUAGUGAUUUUAAUGUCUUGUGAAAAUAAAAAACACUCUUUCACUCACUCAUAUUCUUCUGUUGUCCCCCGUGUGAAACAUUUACAGAUAUUAAGAUUUUUUUCCCCCCAAAAGUUAAGACACUCACUGGUUAGAGGCAUGCAACAGAAGAGCUAGAGAGAGAAGGAGAGAGAGAGAGAGAGAGAGAGAGAGAGCCACUAAAGGGAUUAUCAUGCGUCAGUUGAAGGGAAUGUCUCUCAUCCCUUUGCCGGCGAUCGUCAAAGGAAGCCCAAUGUUCCUCGGCAGGGAAACAUGCGUUUAGUUACUGCUUCCAACCAAGACGGCCGCCCGCUCCCCUGCUUUCCGUGGGACAACUUCGAAUCGAGGAUUCAGGAAUUCGAACCGCCUCUCUGGGUUCCGGCGCCGUAAUUGCACGAUGCAACCUUUCUGAAGACUCGUAGACUUGACUGCAGUUCGUAAAUCAUGGAUUCUCUGGGGCUUACCGAACCCGAUUGCAUUGAAAAUGUGAUGCCGAAGAACUCAUUAAGGAGGAAUAUGUGUGGCAUUUUAUUAAUAUUGACUCUCUUCUGUCCCUUCAUUAGUACAGACUGACGACUUCAGACCAGCUAUAUGAUUGAAACCUUGCUUGGUGAUAUUGUCUUGUGGACGUGUCUGGGGAUUUGUAACGUCAAUGGCGAGAUGAAGAUUUACUCGACGGGCAAUAAGGACAAUGAUCUCAUGCCUCCGCUGUAAUCUCUGGUGACCCCUUGUCUCUUGGGGAACCUGACAGAGACGAAACAGGACUGAAGGGAAGGGCCUGGCAGGAUUCACCGUCGGGUGGGAUGAGACACUGUAUUGCAGCGGGCCAGUGCACAUAAACUCUAGGUCCUCCUAGAGUCGUCCUGGCACCCCACAAGAAUUCCUAAGUGUGUGGGGGAGGCUUUAAAUGGUGUUGACAACGGCGGAACAAGGUGAAGGUUCACAGGUUCGAGAGAAUGGAGUGGCUGGGGGAGCUGGAUUCUGCCAGAUUGUGUUCAGGAACAAGAAAUUGGCCAUGGAUACGCCUGUCAUGUCCGUCACUGAGGUUGACGGGGACGGGGAUGAGGUUGAGGUAUCAGAAGAGGACGAUCUUGGGAAGGCCGAACUCGACUACACGCGCAACUAUUGGGAGGAUGAGGACGAUAUCUACCAAGAAUUCGAGGAGCUGGACUUUGAGGCCCUGCCGGAUCACUCGGACACCCACAGCAUCGCCUCGGACGACUCCUUCUAUCCCCCGGACAGUUCGGUCAUCUCCGACCUGUACCGCUCGCCGAGCCCCGAGUCCAUCUCCUUCUUCAAGGCCUGCUGCAACAACAACGCCAUCAUUGUCAAGAUUUUGAUCAGACAAGGAGUGACCGAGGAGGAAGUGAGAGAGACGGACAGGAACAGAAGAUCUGGUCUGAUAGUGGCGUGUUACCACGGCUACGUGGAUGUGGUCCUCGCCCUCUCUCAGUGCCCGUAUCUGGACGUCAACUGGCAGGAUAACGAAGGCAACACCGCUCUCAUCACGGCAGCACAAGCAGGUCAUGUGUUCAUCUUAAACUAUCUGCUGAGCUACUUCCCCGGGCUGGACGUCGACAGGAGGAACUGUCACUGCUUCACAGCUCUGAUGAAGGCCGCCAUGCAGGGCCGGGCGGAGUGUGUCCGGGCUCUCAUGCUCGCUGGAGGUGACAUUCAGGCCCGGGACAACGGCCGCAGUCUGACUCCCAGGGAGUGGGCUCUCUUCACUGGUCGCUACGAGACAGCCAACAUGAUGCAUCGGCUGAUGGUGAAGCCCUGUGCUGAGCAGUUCUGUGACUCCUUCUCCCUGGAGUGGCCCAUGUUGGAGGAGCUGGUGGACCAGGCCCGAGCACCAAAGUCCUGCUGGAGGCGUUUGAUCAACUUUCUCUCCUGCUGCCCUUAUAGGUUUUACAUCAACAACAGGGUGAACCCAAUGGACGAUGGCGUCCUCGACCACAUGGUCCAGAUCACCACGUGCAUCUCCAGCCCGUUCAUUGCCACGGCUUGCCGAACAGUGUGCCCCGACAGCCCGCCCUGCGUCGGGAAGCGGCGCCACGCCGUGCAGGAGAUUCUGAGGAGGCAACGCAUUGCCCAGCUGAAGCACAUGGGCCCAGACAGACUGAACAACUACAAGAGAUUUUUCCAGAACUCGCGGGUCCUCCUCAUCCCCAAGGCGAUGGAGCGGCGGGCCAGCCUCCAGCCCCAGCUGCUCACGGACGCGGCCACCGUGGCCUUCAGGCGAGCCAGUCUCCUGCCGCUCCACAUGCUGAGGAGGAGCAGCGUGCGGCCGGGUGUCACGGUGCCCAAAGUGAGGCUCUGCAAAGCCCCGGCUCCGAGCUUUUUACCAGAAAAGCUCAAGCGGAGCAGUGAUCACAACCAGCUGCAGAUACCCAAGUGGAAUUACAAGAUGAAGAGAAUAGAGAGGAGGCGGGAUGAGGAGGAGAGGCUAAGACGCUUACCUCUGACAAGGAGGAGGUGAGGAAAGAAGGGAGAGAGGGCGCGUGAGGAGAAACCCUCCGGUUGGUCUUUUAAUGCAGUGUCUGAGUACUUUCAGAUUAAUGAAUGAAUGCUUGCUGAGAUUGCCGCCAUUGUUAAAUAUGUUGCCUUGUUUCUACUUGAGUUCACACAUAUUUGUAAAGCAGUACUACUGAUGCAGUGCGGGAGACACAGGUGCUCAGACAAUGUAUACGUGGUGAAUUCAAAUCCACAUUUGGUAAAGUUCAAAAGAAAGUGUAGUGGGCUCAGUAUGUUUCAAAUCAAGGGCUCUUCAGAUCGUCUACGCCAGAACAUCCGGUGGACUGCAAAAACAUUCAUUCUACCACUUUAUAGGCUGUCAAAGAUUAUUCUGGUGCUGAUGACCUCGAACUUUUCCCUCAUAUAAAUAUAGAUAUGGUCUGGGUUGCAAAAAAAAAAAGAAGUCGGGAACCUGUGGCCUAAUGGGCCUGAUGUAGCAUCUUUGAUGAAAUAUACCAAUGUUUCUAAAGUACGGUUGUUCAAAAUGUCUUGAAAUCUUCAUUGAACCUUUUUGAAAAAUAGGAAUGAAUAGGAAUAUGAUGAAAAGUGUAAAAAACAAACAGAGAGCAAGGCCGAGAUGACUGCAGCCCUUUGUCUCCGUACAUUUUCAUACAGCUAACCUGCAACGACAAACACAUCUCAGUAGGAAAUGUAAGUGCUGGCUGGAUUAGUUCAGAGGAAAUAUAUACUUUGAAUUAAUAAGGAGCUACAUUUAUUAACAGCACCAGUGUCAUUGGUUGGGUUUUGGGCAAUAAAAGUGUAAUAAAAAUUGCUUUGGUUAA